This is a messenger RNA of Cuscuta epithymum, 1050 nucleotides long. The record is from the annotation of a GenBank genome assembly. NCBI's taxonomy places the organism in Eukaryota, Viridiplantae, Streptophyta, Magnoliopsida, Solanales, Convolvulaceae.
UUUCAGGUAGGGAGUAGAGCUUGCUACCAGUGCCCGUUGCCUCGGGAAGAUCUAGGAAGGAAGACGUGAAAUGGAGCCAAUUGGAAGAAUCACUAGGAGGAACCCGACGGGCCGUGUACCGGGGGAAUCCGAGCGCGGCAGCCGGGGGUCCACUAGGGUGUCCAGGGGAAGGGGCCGUGGAGGCCAGCAACAAACCGUGAGCGACGGUCACGUUGACACGGAGAAUGAAACUUAUUGGUCCUAUGAGGACUCAACUUAUAGGCCGGAAACCGAGCCGGUGGAAACCCCAUAUGAUGGGGAGGAUGACGACAUGAGCGGGGAGAGUGACGAUAAUGGCACUCUUGGGAGGAUUGAGGCGCUACUCGAACAAUACCAUCGGGAGCGUGAAGAGAGGAGGCAACGCCGAAGGCGCCGAACGGGGCAACCUUCGGGUAUGGCUUCAAGAGGAGGAAGCCACAAUGCAUCUAGAGUCCAUGUGGAACCACAUGGAGGUCGAAAUGAUGGAGGUCCAACCAUAAGGAUCUCCAAGUUUAUCAAGGAAGCAAGAGACUUGGGGUGCAAACCCUUUGACGGGACCGGAGAUAUUUCGGUUGCCGCCCAAUGGAUCAAGAGGUUGAAUGAAGCAGCCCUUGACAUGCAAAUCGCGCCCAACCUUAAACUGAGAAUCGCAGUAAGGUUGCUUGAGGGGAUGGCAUCCAAAUGGUGGGAUGGAACCAAGAGCAAGUAUGGCGAGGAUGUCGUUUGGGAGGACUUCCAACGGGAGUUCUUUGCCCAAUAUUAUUCUGACUUUGAGGUGAACAAGAAGGUUAGGGAAUACACCCUCCUAACCCAAGGGGGAAACAUGACAGUGAAGGAACUUGAGUACAAGUUCCGGGAUCUCGCCGACUACAUACCGGAGUAUGCUUGUGACGAGAACCGAAUGGUGAACCACUUUUGGGACGCCCUUGACUUGGAGAUACGUGAUAGGGCAACACAAUUGCCUAACAUGACUUUUGCCCAAGUAGUAGACCAAGCCUUGAAGGGCGAGAAACAGUGGGAAGAGAGGAAGAA